Messenger RNA from Blastomyces dermatitidis ER-3, 1621 nucleotides. RefSeq names its product mitochondrial 37S ribosomal protein YmS-T. Gene Ontology annotation, cellular component: mitochondrial small ribosomal subunit. The transcript has 3 exons. The record is from RefSeq and is a predicted model, not a curated record. Lineage: Eukaryota; Fungi; Ascomycota; Eurotiomycetes; Onygenales; Ajellomycetaceae. The coding region runs from base 647 to 952 and encodes 101 amino acids. Gene Ontology annotation, biological process: mitochondrial translation. Gene Ontology annotation, molecular function: structural constituent of ribosome.
CUCCUCUAGCUUCUUUUUCAACUCUUCGGAGAAGCCUGCCUCUUGCAUGUUUUUGCGGGAGGAUCUCCCGCCUUCUAACAUCGAUUCGUCCGCCAUUAAGGAUAGCAUUCUUGACAUUGCGCCCUCCUCUGCACUGGAUAUCCCAUCUCGUUUCUCUUGGCCACUCUCUCUUGAUUGAGUUUGUUCAUGUUGCGAAACACCUCUUAGCCCAGCAGAGAAUGCCCUUGUUCGGAUAAUGCGUUCAUGGCGAGAACCUGGCCGUAGACGUUGUGCGCGAAGGCAUGGGGCACAGUAAUGAAAAACGAACAGUUGCUGACAUCUCAUCAUUUCCCUCUACCGUUGCUAGACAGUAGAUAAUAGCAUGCUAAUGAACUUUCAAGCAGAUACUCCGUAGUCGUGUUGCGGCGAUGUCUUGAUUACAUCAGCCCGGGAAGGAAAUUCGAAUCUUGGCAUCGGCGAAGACCUUCAAAAAAAGCGCCUUGCAUCAAUUAUCUCUCUCGAAGGGAUCUAAUUAGAAACGUCGGCUUGAAACGCGUCUCCAAAUUUAUCGCAACGUCUGCUCAAUCCUUCAUCCGUCUACCAAUAGAUUUUCAUUCGGAAACUAAAUCGAAUUGGCGUUUCCCCGCACCACUUCCAUAUCAGAACCAUGCCUCCAAAAGGUGCUGCGACGCGCAUCAAGCCACUACAUUUGCAAACAAUCCAAAAACUUCGAGUAAAGAGUCCGAAUACCCAUCAAGCAAACCCAUGUCUUGCCGUCAUGACAAGUGUUCUGAGUUGCUGGGCUUCAAACCGAUCGGGGAGCAGUGGGUGCUUCGCUUUAGAACAACAAUUAAGAGCAUGCAUGGAUAAAGGGAAAAUACAACGGAAAGGGAAGAGCACAAUCAAUUACCAUCUCAUGCGGAUGUUUCCCAAGAUAUCAGGGCCAAGAAAGAAGGACGGCGUGUUUCACUGAGUUUUUAUUUAUAUACAUUUUUAUUUGGGUUCUGCUUUGUUUAUGCUGUGGGCUGUGGGCUGUGUUAUUUUUGCUUUUUCAUGUUCAGCAUAUGCCGUCUUUUAUAGUUCAUCUAGACUCCUCACCUCAAAACGAAUACUGGAAAAUUAGUUAACUGGGUUUCUCGAGCUCCCCGAGACUGGGCGCCCACAUUUGCUGGCUCUAUGUGGUUUAGAGAAACAACCUGCGACAGUUGGAGUUGUGAAUACGCGUUGUUGCAUGGAGGUUGGAGUUUAGGAUGUUUUGGCUUGGUGCAUGGAGAGCGAAGAAACAAGGGUUUCUAGUAUUUUAUUCAUGAGGUAGCUGGAUUUCCCCUUCAUUUCUGAAAGGAAGAAUUGAUUAUCAUUCUUCUCUUGUGUAUAUUAUGAAUCGAAAAUGUAUUUAUUGACGUACGACAUGUCGUUUAUGCGUUAUUUACAGAGCGAAAUUCAUGACCUAAUCCAAUCGGAAAUUCGUUCGCUGGAAGGUGAGGUGAGAACAAAUUCAGUGAUACGUAUAUACACCAUGGAGGGUUAUAGCCGCUCAUCAAAUGGGAGAAUUUCCAUCAAUCCUAUUGGACUGAUGUAUAAGCGGGUCUGAGAAGAGGUAGGCAAAAUAAGUUGUUGAACCCAGGAUCACUGGCCCUCAAAC